AUGAUCAUGAUCGAGAAAAAAUAUCGUUUUGCAGGAGAGGACGUGAUAGAAGUGAAAGAAGUUGCAGCGGACUCUGAGGAGGCUCGGAAGUGGCCUGUGUGGCAAUCACCAGAAAGCAACGACAAAGCCUCACCGAUAGCGGCUGUCGAACCUGCUGCGUCCACGUUCCCUGAAAGUAAUGCAGGUGUGGACACCUCACAACAUCCUGUCGCCCCACCUCCCCCACAGCCACUUGCAGGCAAGAAGCCAGUUCGCCGCAAGCCAAAGGUUCAGCUUGCUGCUCUACCAUCCUCGUCUGCACAGAAGCCGAAGAAGCUAACCACGUUGGAGAAGUCUGCUAUCGACUGGCAGGCGCAUGUUGGUUCCCAGGAGGAUCCUCAGCUACAAGAUGAGCUAGAGGCCAACAGGAGAACAGGUGGAUACCUCGAGAAAAUGCAGUUCCUACAACGUGUAGAAGAUAGAAAAGAUCAGGCGUUCGAUGCGAGCAGGGACAAGAAACGGCGAAGGGGUUGA
Messenger RNA from Heterobasidion irregulare TC 32-1, 513 nucleotides. RefSeq lists its product as uncharacterized. The transcript is spliced from 2 exons. Lineage: Eukaryota; Fungi; Basidiomycota; Agaricomycetes; Russulales; Bondarzewiaceae. The record is from RefSeq and is a predicted model, not a curated record. The coding region runs from base 1 to 513 and encodes 170 amino acids.